AGCCUUUGUGGCUCAAGCGCGCGGCGUAUGUUGCGCCAGCGUGACGCGCGUGUAUAGUUGCCAGAGGCUCCGUAUUUCGGGCGUGAGUCGGUGCCGCACCAAGGCUGACCUUGUCGCGAUGAUGCUUGCCACGAAACAAGGCGAUGACGGCGUCGGCUCGGUAAAAGGUCUGAAGCGGCUCAACAGCUGCUUGGGCGGCGGCCUGUCUGGCGUUGGGAGUAUCAAAGACAAGAUGUUGGGGGUGCUCGGGAAGAAGGUCGACGAGGCCGCCUGGCGGAGCAAUCUGUCGGACACGCACAGGGUCAGAAACAUGGCUCGGACACUGUGGUUGAGCCUGGAGCACACCAACGAGGCGGUCAUGCGGGUCGCCCUGGAGAUUGUGACGUGCCGAAGGGCCAGAAAGAUUUUGUGGUGGGAUGACGAGCGCUGGUCGCAGGAGGAAGGCAAGCAGGAGUAUCUUCGGAGCGUCAUCGAGGAGAAGUUCGACACCAUCCUCCAGUACAUGGGCAAGGAGCUGAAGGAGCGCUCGGUGGCAGGGGACCUCAAGGGGGGGCCCAGCAGCCGCGAGGUGGAGUUGGAGAAGCAGAACGGGGACCUGCAGAGGAAACUCAGGGUUGCAGAGCUGUCGCUGGCCGAGGCAAAGCGCCUGCUGGAGCAGCAGGAAGAGGAGGCCGCCCAGCUGCGGAGGAGAGGCGGGUCGAGCGGCAGCGACGCGGCGCUCGCGCCCGAGCUCGAGCGGCUGGAGGCCGAGCUCCGGGAGAAGAACUCCGAGCUCGAGGCCGUGCUCACGGAGAGGGCGGCUGAGCUGGAGAGGGCCCGCGCGGAGGCGGGGGAGGCGAGUGCGAGGGGGUCCUCGGGGGAGGCGAGGGCGAGGGAGGCCGCGCGGGUGGCCGCCAGGGCGCAGCUGCAGGCGGAGCUCGACGAGCUCCAGCAGAAGAACCACAGGCUGCAGGCCGAGGUGGACCGGAACUCGGGGGCGUCGACAUGCAGCAAGUGUGGCACCCAGUUGUCCGAGGCGGCCACGGCGCAGGAGGCCGAGCCUUCGCCGAAGAAGAGCUCCCGGACGAGCGCGAGGGAGCUUCAGGAGGGGACGGAGCGCAAGGACGCAGAGAUUGCCAGACUGAGGGCCGACAAGAAGAAGCUCGAAGCGGAGAGAGUGGACAUGCUUGCCCUCAUAGAUAGGUUGCGCCGCCAGAUCAACAAGAUGAGGGCACUGGCGCGGGAGUCGGGCCACGGGGAUCUUGUGGACAAGGUGAUGGAGGAGUCCGAGCUCGCGGCGACGAUGGAGAGCGACGAGAUGUCCUGCUUCGCCCGCCUGUACCAGGACGCUCUGCGGCGCAUGGCGAACAGCGGGUCCCUGCGUGGCCACAAGGACGUCGUGCGCGACCGCCCCGCGGCCAAGCCGAGCGCACCGCAGCAGGUGCCGCAGCUCCCCGAGGCGGCCUCCCCUAGCCACCAGCUCCAGCCGCUGCAGCGCUCGCCCACCGCCUGCCGCACCGUCAGCCCCGUGACCCUGGACUUCGGCGCCGCGAGCUGCCCCGUGAGCCCAGCGGGCAGGGGUCGGCCGGGCGGCAGUCCUGCCGACACGCGGCACGCCGCGACGGCCGCAGAGUUCGGACCAGGCAAGGAGAAUCUGCCCCGCCCGCUGCGUGCCCUGCCCUCGUCGCCGCGGCUGGGCGCGCCUCGAGGUCCUGGUCCGGCCGCGCCCCUGGAGAGGUCCAGAGGCGGUGUGGAGUAUCGGUGCCCUCUUGCCCACCCGCUCCCCUCCCCGCCCCCGCCCCCGCCCUCCCCCUCGAGGAGGCGGCGACCUGGAGCGCCUGGCGCGCUUCGACCUGGCCGCCACCGCGGACGCCGCAGGCUUCUCCGCGGGGAGGCGCCUGGUCAGCAAGGGGGGCGCCGCCCCCUCGGGCGGCGGGCUGUCGCGGCUCGGCGCCGGGGGCGCGCGGAUGAGCGUCUCGAUGGGCUCCCUGACGGGCGCCCCGGAGGCGCAGCGGGGCAGGGUGGAGGCCCUGAAGCCGCUGGGGCCGGGGCUCGCGGGCCCGGCGAGCCUCAGGCGGUCCCAGCCCGCCGCGCUCGGGCUUCCGCCGCCCGGCGGCGGUCCGCCGCCCUCGCGGGGCUCGACGAGCCCCGCGGCGGCGCCAGACCGCAUGCCGCAGCUGUCGGCGGGCAAGGGCGGCCCGCGCGACAGCCACUCUCGGCAGGGCUCCAAGGAGCCCGCGGCCGGCCCGCUGCUGCCGGCGGCGCCGAGGGCGCUGGGCGAGCGCCGCAGCCCGUCGAGGGCGGUGACCGUGCCGAGCAGCAGCCCGCUCGCGCGGCGGGGUCAGGAUCCCGAGCCGCUCCUGGUGGUCUCGGCCUAGCCCGCCUUCUGGGGCAGCAAUGGGGAGGGGCACGUAGGCAUACCCAGAGAUCCAACAGGGGGGGUGGACGCACGUGCAGUUGGAGCCGUCAGUAGCACGGGUCCCCGUGUCGCAGGAGUCGGCCGCCCGUACCAGGCAGGUUUGCACCCUGGCGCUGCCCGAGGUGCACAUAGGAGGAGCUGCUCCCGACCACCAUCGGCCUCCUCAGCCUCCUCGCCAUCGUCUGGGCAUUCAGUUGCUUUUCACUCGGCUUGUCUCACCUUGGUGCGGAGGCCCAGAUCGGUCCUCACAGUCUCACAUGUGUUCGAUAUUCCGAUCGAGUCGAUCUCCUAAGUGCCUAUGCAGUUUCCCACAAAUCGGAUUUUCACAGUGCCAGUCUCAAUCGGUCAGUCCUAACAUGUUGCUCAUUGCUAUUGUCGCCGCCUUUCCAAUGCCAGGGCGCGCUAGCGACAAGUGGGCCGACAACCGAUUCGGCGCUGCCAGACGCGCUGCAGUCACUCCCAUAGUUCGUGGCUGUCUGUUGCGAAGGUAGCGCGAGCGGUUGCUGCAGUCACAGUUUUUGUUCCCUUUCAGUGAAGGUUUCUCUUGCCCUUCAGCGAAAUGUUGUAACAUGUAUGCGUGGAUCGAGUAUUGAAUUGUGUUCCAUGCGCGGGUGGCAUCUUGGAAUUGAUCCGCCAGAGACCCUCCAGACAAUCCCACGGUCCGCAAUUCUUGGGAGGUCCAAGCGUUGUGGAUUUCGACGUGGGAUCGCGG
Molecule: messenger RNA, 3110 nt
Organism: Prorocentrum cordatum
Lineage: Eukaryota; Dinophyceae; Prorocentrales; Prorocentraceae
Source: the annotation of a GenBank genome assembly